AUGGAUAGUGUUUGCCGCUAUUUGGUUGAAAAUCUAACAGCUGUUAACAACUAUGAUAGGACAACUGUUCAUACGUUCGUAUUUCAUAAUGGCAGCUUGACUGGAGAGUUUUUGACGGAACUGAUGGAUCGGAUACCAGUGACGGCAAGUUUUGCAGUGACAGCGGACAUACCGACGGAUUUCAAACAUUCCAAAGCAUUUAAAUACAAAAAAAUUCAAUAUAAUGAAGCUCGAUGGGCAACUCUGGAUGACUUAAAAUCAGUGAAGAAUGAAUGUUUUGUGAAUCUCAAAUCUUCAAACUUUGAUUGCAAAGACCUGAAUGAAUUCCUGAAACAUUGGGUUGAUUGUGAUGAGGCUAUAUUGACAAGACUGACAUUGAAACUGAAGGAAGGUACUGUAAUUGAUGAGACUGUGCUCACUGACCAGUUGACUAUUCUAUUGUAUUAUGUCGACGAUUUGCCACAUUUCUUUAUAAAAAUGAAGAAAAUUUCAAACGAAAAACUGGUAGUCGGUCAUCUUGAUUUUGAGAAAGAUAAAACUGUCGAGUUCAAUGUGUGGCCAACUGAUAAGUGGAGUGGGAUAUUUGAAAUGCUUGAAUUACUGGAAAAAGUGAAGGAGUUGGAGAAGGAAUUGUUGAGAAUAGACGAAGGAGAGGAACCAAAUAGUAAUGAAGAAAUUGAAAAGAGAAACAGAAGAAGACGAGAGAUAGAGGAGAAAGUGGAACAUGUGAGAAGACAGAUUGAUAAACUCAAUGAAUAUGGUCUUAUACUUCAAUAUCCAGUUUAA
Messenger RNA from Caenorhabditis remanei, 786 nucleotides. RefSeq lists its product as uncharacterized. The record is from RefSeq and is a predicted model, not a curated record. NCBI's taxonomy places the organism in Eukaryota, Metazoa, Nematoda, Chromadorea, Rhabditida, Rhabditidae. The transcript is spliced from 3 exons. The coding region runs from base 1 to 786 and encodes 261 amino acids.